AAUGAAUAAUCUGUAGGUUGCGCUGUUUCCCAGAACUAACUGUAGGCUUUAGCCAAGGAGAAGACAGAUGGUGACUACAAUGUACAACAAAUACCUUUAACGGAGGUCAGUCAAGCCAUAUCUCGUGAGACGGAUGAGAAAGAAAUUGAAAGCAGUGUUGACUUAUUGUGAAAAUGUAAAUUUCAGUGAGGAUAAUGUUGAGACAGCACAUGACUGUUGCAGAUUUCUUUAGGAAUAAUUUUUGAGGGGAUCCAAACACUGAAGCUCCUGUUGCCGAUUGACCCACAAAACAGCCCUGCCGCUGGCAGCAAGUAUCGUUGGUUCGUAGUUUGUUAGGGAGGCAAUGUGAGCAUUGUAUAUUGUAUAAUAAGCAAUCCAAAAGGCAAAGCUAGGAUAUGUGCUGUUAAUUUUAAAUCGCGCCGAGAUUGUAACAUUUACGGAACUUGGUCGUCGCAUUCGAUAUGUGCACAGCGCACAGGUUCAUGUUUGGUCUUUUUCUGGCAAGUCUGGCACUGACUGAGGUGAUAGAAUAUCGCGGGGACGGGUCGCUUACGAAGAGUAGUGCUGCCGAGGAUCGGAAAUUUCCAUGGCACGCAAUACGACUUCCCCAGACUCUUUUCCCUGUUAGCUACAAAAUCGAAUUGAAAACUGAUUUGAAACUAUUUCAGGUGAAGGGAAAUGUUAAAAUAUUAGUCACCUGCGCCAAGAGCACAGCAAAUGUAAUUCUUCAUUUGAAAGAAAUGAAUGUAUCUAAGACUGCAGUGUUUAUUGAAAAGAAUCAAGAAGUGCAGGAUGUUCCCGCAACAUGGAGGGAAGGUGUAGUUGAAGAAGAAGGAAUGAUUGGAAGAAGCAAAGACAGAAACACAGAUCGGCAGUUACCGGUUGUAGGAACGAUGAAGAACAAGACACUUGAAAUGUUUCUCAUUGAAGUCCAAGAAGACCUAACUCCACAACGAAACUACGAGAUCUACAUAGAAUUUGAAUAUCCACUAACGGAUAAACUUAUUGGGCUCUACAGAAGUUCUUAUAAAACGACAAGCGGCGAAAAAAGGUAUUUAGCCGCCACUUUAUUUGAGCCAACGUUUGCUCGCGAAGCUUUUCCAUGUUUUGACGAGCCUGCCAUGAAGGCGAAGUUCUCAGUCACCAUCAUCAGGGAAGGAAAAUAUACUGCGCUCUCCAAUAUGCCCAUCGUGAAAACGAUUAAAAUUGGAGAUGAUUUAUACGCGGACCAGUUCCAGGAAUCAGUGAGAAUGAGUACAUACUUGGUGGCAUUUUUAGUGAGCGACUUCGAUUACAAGGAAAAAACUACAACCUCUGGCAUAAAGGUUCGUGUUUGGACUCCACCGCCACAGAUCGCACAGGCAUCAUAUGCUUUGGAUAUCGCAACAGAGACACUUUCAAAUUAUGAGAAAUUCUUUCAGAUAAAUUUCCCUCUUCCCAAGCAAGAUCUUGUUGUCAUUCCUGACUUCUCAACGGGUGCCGAGGAAAACUGGGGACUUAUCGGUUUCACCAGUCCAAUGCUUCUUUUUGAUCCUGAAAAGACAUCAGACAACAUCAAACAAGGUGUCUGUGAGACUAUAACACAUGAACUGGCACAUCAGUGGUUUGGAAAUCUCGUGACCAUGAAAUGGUGGAAUGAUCUGUGGCUCAAUGAAGGCUUUGCUACAUACAUGGAGAACAUAGGAGCAAGUUAUGUUGAACCGCACUGGAACAUGACAAAUCAGUUUAUCAUCGAUAAACUUCAGGUGGCCCUCAGUGAAGACCAGUCCAGUUAUUCCCACCCUAUCUCAGUUGAUGUAAAAGAUCCCAAAGACAUCGACAACAUUUUUGAUGCUAUAUCAUACGAAAAGGGAGCCUCUGUGAUCCGGAUGUUGAAGUCUUUCAUUGGCUCUCAUCACUUUACUGCCGGUCUGCGGGCGUAUCUCCAAAAGUAUACGUACGGCAACGCCCAAACUGAUGAAUUAUGGGAGUCUAUGUCUGAAGUAAGUGGUGUCAAUGUCAAAGAGGUUAUGGACACUUGGACAUUACAGAUGGGUUUGCCAGUCGUUAAUAUCAUGCGCCUGGACCAAGAGAUGGCGACCGCUGACCAGAAACGUUUUCUUAUCUACCCUGGUGCCAAACACCACCAUAAUUCGCCUUUCAAUUAUAGCUGGAACAUACCCCUGACGUAUAUAACACAGAAGGACAGUAAAAGUGUUCAAGUUUGGAUGAACCGAGGAAGUGCUUCAAUCAAGUGGCCCAAGACAUCAGGUUGGAUAAAAGCUAAUGUUGAUCAGAUUGGAUAUUACAGAGUUAACUAUGAAAAAAGCAACUGGGAAGGUCUUGUCAACCAGCUCAACAUAGACCACGUUGCAUUGAAUGCUGCUGACCGAUCCGGACUGAUUGAUGACGCUUUUCAUUUAGCAAGGAGUGAUCAACUCGAGCACGCUGUAGCCUUGGACAUGACAGUUUACAUACAACACGAGACGGAAUAUACUCCUUUGAUAACCUUCUUACGAAACAUGGCGUACAUUGGUAACCAGUUUAUACUUCGAAAGUCUUUUGACGUCUUGAAGACGUAUAUGUUACAACAGCUUCAGCCAUCCAUAGAGCGACUAGGAUGGGAUGACAAAGGAACCCACUUGAAAAAACUCCUGAGGCCAGAGAUUCUGUCGGCAGCCUGUGAUUAUUCAGACCAAACUAUUAUCUCCAAAGUCAAGACCAAGUUUAAACUCGCUAUGGAAGGAAAAGAGACAAUUCCAACAAAUCUUCGCUUUCUAGUAUAUUCUAUUGGUGUCCAAGAGGGUGGCGAAGAAGAAUGGAAUCAAGUUUUUGACAAGUACUUUACAACUCACAUCGCUUCUGAUAAACGUAUUCUGCUGGAAUCUCUUUCGUAUACGAGAAAUCCACGAAUGAUACAAAGAUGCUUGAACUAUUCACUGGACAAGGCGAAAAUCCCUUCCCAAGACACACUCUCAGUUAUAAGUGGAUUGGCUUCCAAGCCCAAGUCCUGGCGAAUGGCCUGGAAUUUUGUACGUCAAAACUGGCAAUUCAUUUACAAAAGAUACAGUCGCGGAUCCGAUGAAUGGCCAACAUUAAUAACAUCCCUGAUGUUCAAAUGUAACACGCAAGUCCAAUUAAACGAGGUUAUGAACUUUUUCAAAGACUAUUUGCCGACUGAAGCGGCGUAUCGACAGGUUCAAAUGGGAAUAGAACAAAUACACGCCAAUAUUCUUUGGCUCAGUCGACACGAAGAGGAAGUGACUCGAUGGCUACAACAACACGUUAAAAUUUGACAGGAUUUAUUAAAACGCAUAAAAAAUUAAAAUUAUAAGAACAAGAACUUAAUACUUUACACCAAAUAAGUUGAUUGAUGGAACAUCAUGUUCAGUUUGAAUGCCAGGUUUUUGGCAUUUUGACUUAAAUCGGCGUGUGGGAAGUCG
This is a messenger RNA of Orbicella faveolata, 3422 nucleotides long. Its product is annotated as glutamyl aminopeptidase-like. Gene Ontology annotation, cellular component: cytoplasm; membrane. Gene Ontology annotation, molecular function: metalloaminopeptidase activity; zinc ion binding; peptide binding. The record is from RefSeq and is a predicted model, not a curated record. NCBI's taxonomy places the organism in Eukaryota, Metazoa, Cnidaria, Anthozoa, Scleractinia, Merulinidae. Gene Ontology annotation, biological process: peptide catabolic process; proteolysis.